GUUAAGAAUAUAUUAAUUUGUUUUCAUUCCAAGUCCACUAUAGGGUCGUCGAGAUGUUCUAUAGUCUUUUUGUUUAUUGGUUAUUGUUUCAAAUAUCGUGUUUUGCAUAUCAGUCUACCACCUAGCCUAGUUGCAUAAGUCGAUUUGACACCCAGCUUGUUUCGUGGCCGUUUUCCUUGGCGGCUGGCGCACGCCUAAGAAACUAAACUAAUACGAGUACUUGUCCAAAGGUUGUACAUGCUGCUCUUACUACUGUUGACCGUGGACUUUGUUUUUCAGGAAAGUCAGGUUUACUUCUUCUGCAAAUUUACUUUACCAUGUAAUAAGGUUUCAAUUGGAUCAUAGAUUCAGGGUGCUAAUAUCAUAAAUGGCAGAAGAAAUUGGUUUUUUGUUCCAAAACAGGUAAUAUAAACAAAGCUUCCAAAGGGAAAGAAGAUGGUGAUAUAGAGUUGGUGGAAUCAACCUGCAUUUAUUUUUAACCUUCUUUCUUUACCAUUUUGGAAGAAGUUAGCCCGCUGAUGCGGGCAUUUGGAGGGCUUUUAAACAGCCAAAAGCGGAACUUCUUGAAGUUAGGAAGCUGACUAUGCAACUUAUGCGCUGUUCGUUCUGAUAUUUCUAUAUUGGGUCUUCUAUAGUGAUCGUGCUGAGUUUUUGCCAGAAGAGUAACUGGAGUGAAGAUACUUUUAUAAUAUGGAACUUGGUGCUGCUGUGAGUGUUGAACUUCCAUAUUACAACACCAUUAAGGUGCAUCGCUUAAUGUGCUUGGAGCUCAAGAAACUCGUUGAUAGCAUUUUGCACAUGUUCUCAGCUCUCGAGUCUGCUCGGCCACGAUGCACAUCAGGAAUGCAGGCUUUAUGCUCAUUACAAUCAGCAAUGGAUAAAGCAAAGUUAUUAAUCCAGUACUGUUCUGAAUCCAGCAAACUCUACUUGGCAAUUACAGCAAAAGAGAUACUCUUAAGGUGUGAAAAAAUUCGGAGAACUUUGGAGAUUUGCAUGAAUCAAGUUCAAGAUAUGGUUCCACUCUUUUUGGCUUCAAAGAUACAUGGAAUUAUAGAUGAACUUAGGAGUGCAAGGUUUCCUCUAGAACCUUCUGAAUAUGAGGUUGGCGCAGUUAUACGUGCACUGCUUGAACAAGACAUAUCUGCAUUAGGCUCCAAAAUGCAAUCAGAAAUUGAGGCUCUUCAACUUGCAGCUUUGAGGUUGAACAUUACAUCUCCUUUUGCUCUUUUGAUAGAGCAAAGAUCUAUCAAGAAACUUCUUGGAAAAGUUAAUGAUACAAACCCAACUAAGAGAAAAAUCUUGCAUUAUCUCUUACAUCUUCUGAAAAAACAUGGAAAGUUAAUUUGGCAACUCCAAUCUAAAAGCAUCAUUCCUAUGGAGGAAGAGAACUUUUUUUCAUCCAUGGAGCUGGAGCAAGGAAUAAAAAAAGAAGAUGAUACGUCAACUGAUGACUUAUUCAUCCUUAAACUUCCUGAGCAAUUCAAAUGCCCUAUCUCUAUGAGACUGCUGUAUGAUCCUGUAAUUAUUGCUUCUGGAAAAACAUUUGAACGAGUUUGGAUAGAGAAGUGGUUUAAUGAGGGCAAUCAGAUGUGCCCUGUGACUAAUACAAGGUUGGAGCAAUUGUCUGUCACUCCAAAUUUAACAAUGAAAAGCCUCAUUUCAAAGUGGUUUUUGAGGCAUGGAAUCAACAUUCCUGAAGUUGCACAACCAAUUCCUUCACUGCUUUCCUUACAGAAACCUUCUUCCAGCUCCAUUGUUAGCUUUGGCAGUUCUGUGCUUGGUUUGCAACUUAAAAUAGGGAGUGUCUCACUUGGCUCAAUGAGUACUGAAUCUAGUUUAGUUUCAUCAGAUGGGAAAUCUAAUGAUGAGAUUACGAGUGGGCUGCCUCAGAUUGUUGCAGAUUCUCAUGGUCAAAUAUAUCAUCACUCUUCUAUGACUUCAAGUAGUCAUGACAUCAAUACAGCCUUUCUUUCUGAACUUGAUAAACAUUCCUGGGAAUCUCAAUGCAAGGCUGUUGAAAAUGUUAAAGGCCUUCUGGAAGACAAUGAUAAGGCUCAGCAUUUGACUUUUUCAAGUAGUUAUGUUAUUCCUGUGAUUAAUUUUUUGAAGGAUGCAAAUGAAAUAUGUGAUAUAAAAAUGCAAAAAGAUGGAGCAGAGGUGCUUCUAGCGAUUUUGAGCAGUAGCAGAGUCGAAUUCCCUCCCUUUCAUCAAGAUGUUAUCAAUUUGUUGGCAUCAUUGUUGGAUUCUGAACCAGCUGGAGAGUCCCUUGCAAUACUGGUAGUUUUAUCCUGGCAACAGUACUAUAAGUCCAGAAUUGUGGCAUCUGGCGUUUUGCCUUCCAUCCUGAAAGUCCUUGACUCCACAGUUACAGAAUUUUACGUGCUGGCUAUGAAGAUCUUACGUAAUUUGUCCAAUGGAACUGAUGUUGGUUAUCAUAUUGCAUAUUUGGGUUAUAUCCCCAAGCUGGUUGCUUUUCUUGAGGAUUCAAAUGUUGCGGGCUUUUGCAUUGAGAUUAUAAAUAACAUAUGCAAUAUUGAGGAGGUUAGAAUUGAAGUUGCAGAAGCCAAUUUUUGUACUUCAAUAGCCACAAUUUUGGAAGCCGGUAAUAAGGAGGAGCAAGAACUUGCUGUUGAUUUGCUCCUGUCUCUAUGCUCUGACAAUCCAGGGUACUGUCAAAUGAUAAAGACAGAAAGCAUAAUCCAAUCUUUGUUCAGCAUAUCUAUCAAUGGCAGUUCUAAAGGAUCCGAGAAUGCGUUAGUACUGCUCGGCCUCAUGGGAUCCAUGAUGAAAAGUGAUGCCUCGCAAUGUUCAAUCCCUUGCACCGUUUUCAGCCAAGAAAACUCGCGUAUCUCCAGCAGUGACUUCAGGGUUAAAAAAUCAUCUUCCAAGGGAUUUGGAUGUCUGAGAAAGAAAUUCUCAAGGUUUUUACUUGCUCAAUGUUGAUUUUCCUUUUGAUUUUUUUUUUUUCCUGCUUGAAUGCCUUUCUCCUUUAAGAAACUCAUUAAUCCAUGAUGUAUAUAUUAUAUUGUGGGAAUCAGGGGGAUUAGCUCAAUUUUGAUCAUGUAGUCACAGUGCUGUAGGUUCUCAUAUUUCCAGGGUCUGUUUAGUAAAUAGAAUGCUACCUCUUUUUCUAGACAGUUUUUGGGCAGAGGUAUUUUUGCA
This is a messenger RNA of Durio zibethinus, 3162 nucleotides long. Its product is annotated as U-box domain-containing protein 5-like. Gene Ontology annotation, molecular function: ubiquitin-protein transferase activity. The record is from RefSeq and is a predicted model, not a curated record. Lineage: Eukaryota; Viridiplantae; Streptophyta; Magnoliopsida; Malvales; Malvaceae. Gene Ontology annotation, biological process: protein ubiquitination; cell surface receptor signaling pathway.